Molecule: messenger RNA, 1518 nt
Organism: Rhipicephalus sanguineus (brown dog tick)
Lineage: Eukaryota; Metazoa; Arthropoda; Arachnida; Ixodida; Ixodidae
Product: probable ATP-dependent RNA helicase DDX5
Exons: 1
Coding region: 1-1518 (505 amino acids)
Cellular component (GO): nucleus; cytoplasm; ribonucleoprotein complex
Molecular function (GO): ATP binding; RNA helicase activity; RNA binding
Source: RefSeq, a predicted model, not a curated record
AUGCCGUCCGGAGUCAUUGCACCGCGCAAUGGACUGAACGAAGGGGCCCCGGAAGCGAACCCCCAACCCGGCAGAGGACGAGGCAGCCGCCAUCGAGAGUUGCGCAAUCGAAUCAACGGACCAAAGUUUCCCGUAAGAUACGAGCCAUACCCCAGUGCGCGGAGCCGCCGGGCGGCACGCAACUUACGCCCUCCGGAAUGGGGAAACGUUCCCCUGCCCUCUUACCGGAAAAAUUUCUACCAUGAACAUACCACGACUGCGCAGAGGUCGUCCGAAGAAGUCGAGGCCUACCGCAACGCGAACGACAUCACGGUCGCGGGACGCGACGCCCCAAAGCCCAUCCAGCACGUCGAGGAAGCCGGCCUGUCGGAAUCCUUAACGAAUACGAUCAAGAAACUAAACUCUGGCUCGGCGCCGACGGCACUACAGGCUCAGUGCUGGCCCGUAGCACUCAGCGGCAGAGACCUCGUGGCCGUUGAUUGCACAGCCUCGAAAUGGAAGCCACUGGCCUACCUCCUACCAGCCAUCGUGCAUGCACGGCACCAGCUGUCUGUACUCGACUAUGGCGGACCUAAGGUUUUAGUGCUAAUACUGACGCGGGAAGUGGCCCGGCAGGUCCAAACCGCUGUGCAGGAGCUUAGCAAGGAGUCCGGGAUUCGUACUUUGUACAUCCUGUCUGGUGAUCCUAAGCCGCCGCAGCUAAAGCAGCUGAAGGAAGGUGCUGAUAUUUUCAUCGCGACUCCAGGCCGCCUCACAGUCUUCAUGGAGGAAGGAAAGGUGAAUCUAGGUCGCUGCACGUUCUUGGCUAUAGAUGAAGCGGACCGCAUGCGGGACAUGGGCUUCGGCAAGAAUCUUCGGGCCAUCGCGGACAACAUACGCCCGGACCGACAGACGCUCGUGAGGCUGACAAACGCAACGAAGGAGUCGCGGGAGCUAGCUCAGGAAUUCACGAAUGAUCCCAUCAACGUCAGCGUCGGCACAGUCACACAGGAGAAGCAGAAUCGACGUGUAGAACACGUAGUCUUCAUUUGCGAGAAGGCCAAGAAGGAGGACAGGCUCGUCGCCCUUUUAAAGGACAUCCUCAGAGACGAGAGUGACCGGGCCGUCGUAUUUGUGGAGAGGCAGCAAACGGUAGAACACCUCGCCUCGAGCUUGUGCAGUCACGGCUGGCCGGCCGUCGGUAUUCACGCGAAGAAGACUGAGCAAGAACACCAAGAGGCGUUGGACGCCCUGCGGUCCGGAACGGCGUCUGUGCUGGUAGCGACCGACGUGGCAACGACUGCUGUGGACCUGGAGAACGUCCGCUUUGUGGUCAGCUACGACCACCCGAUACACUCAAGCGACUUACCGCGCCGAUUUAGCCACGUUGCCCGGUUCGACGGGGCGGGCAGGAUGUACACGUUCCUAGCACCCGACGACCACGUGCGUGCCAGGGAGCUGAUGCGGUUCUUCCGAGAAAACAGACAGCCACUUCCACCAGGCUUACGUAAAGUCGCAAACAAGGCGGCGCGAAAAUAG